UAUCGAGUGUCUAAAAUUAUAAAUUUAUGAAAUAACUUAUCCUGCAAUCAAGGGAAGCUACUCGUCAAAUUUAUUUUCUAUCAAACAAAGCGAAAAAAAACACAAAAAUCCAAAAAGAAAUGACAGAAAUAACACUCCGAUACGAUGCGAUUCAGAAAAGUAUUGGGGGCUCUGAUGCCUAUUACAAUGAUGCUAUAGAACAAGCUGCAAGCUUCAAUGUUAGAUUAAAGAAUGAUCGUAAAAUGAGACUGCCAUUCCUUGACUCACAAACUGGUGUAGCUCAAAGUCAUACAGAUCUAUGGCAUACAUACAGGCACAGGCAACCAGGAAAGUUUCCAGGUCAGAUAUACUCGUAUCCAGAGAGAAGAUGGAAAAAGAAACGCCAUUACUUCUUGUUCCCUGAAGAGCGUACAGCAAAAACAAGUGAAAUAGAGACUGGUGAAUCAGAGAUUAGUACCCCAAGACGUAAACAACGACAAGAAGUGGUACAGCCAGACAUGCAUCAGAUUAGUACAGUAGAAAACCCUGCAGCAAGGACAGAAGCUGAAGAGUUUGGAGACCUGAAGAGUGAGACAAGCAAGGACAAGUGGUAUGAUGAUUAUGACGAGUACAUGGAGCCACCAGAUGCCGGGGAAAUGUGUGACGACCAAUCAGAUAUCAGUGACUUUGAACAGGAGUAUAUCAAGAAAAGAAAACGCAAGGGCAAGGGUGGUGGUAGAGUCGUUCGUAAGAAGAAGGUAGUUGAGAAAGAAGAUAAGGAGAAGAUUGAUGAAGAGAAAGAAAAGCCAUAUGCAUGUGAAGUGUGCAAUGCCCGUUACAAGACUCGGCCUGGAUUGUCAUAUCACUAUAAUCAUUUCCACAACGGCAUGAUGGAACCCGAGGAGCCAGAACCCUCACCCAAGUCUGUCGUUAAGACUCCUCCGAAACUGGAAAAGGAGGAGAGAGUGAAACAAACUCCUAUUAUAAUACUGCCAGAGCGAGGAGAAGAUGGUAAGAUACAGAACAGUAACUAUUGUGACUUCUGCCUUGGUGACGCUGACGAGAAUAAAAAGACCGGUACAGCCGAGGAACUUGUGUCCUGUAGUGACUGUGGAAGAUCAGGUCACCCAACAUGUCUACAGUUUACAACUAACAUGACAAUAUCAGUGAAGAAAUAUCCCUGGCAGUGUAUAGAAUGUAAAUCAUGUGGUCUCUGUGGAACAUCAGAAAAUGAUGAGCAGUUGUUGUUUUGUGAUGACUGUGACCGUGGUUACCACAUGUAUUGUUUGAAUCCGCCUCUACAGGAGGCACCUGAAGGUAAUUGGAGUUGUCACCUGUGUAUUGAAGAGUUCCAUGGAGGCAAGAAGCCAGCUGGCAUGGUAUAAAAUGUUCAUCUCUAUUACACAUUCAUCAUGGGAGCAAGAGAAAUCUAUGAUAUGUUUUUGUUGGAUUAUACACAUGCUAAUGUGUACAAGUAUAUUACUGAAAUAUGUAAAUACAGUAACAAUGUUGUGUCAUAAUGCUUGAACAUAAUGUACAAAACACAGUAAGAACUUGUUUGUAGAUAAAAGAUUUUGUUAGCCUUCUUGAAUAAAGAUUAUUUAGGAUAUAGAGAAUUAAAUGCAAUGAUGUGAAAAUCAAGUAAAACAUGAAAUACACAUACUGGAAAACUGUAACGUUAAAUGAUACAUGAUGUAAUCUCUAUUAAAGUGUUGUAUUUUCAUACAUGUAUUGUUGUCCUGAAGUUUUGUAUAUUUAAUGUUGUGCUUGCAUUUUCUUGUUUUGAUGUACGUGAGCACAUCACAAUUUCAGUGGGAGAAUAUUUUCAUAAGACAAGUUUAAAUUGCUUUUUUUUGGAGACAUUAUCUUUUUUGUUAAUUCUUCAAGAUUUUUGCCAUAAAAAAUAUUCAGACACAAUUUUCGAAAUCAUUGUAACAAUAUUGUAGCAAGUUAAUUGUUGUCAUUAUUUCAUGUCAAACAUGUAGUUCUAGUACUAGAAAUAAAUCAUUAACAGUUGAA
Messenger RNA from Ruditapes philippinarum (Manila clam), 1998 nucleotides. Its product is annotated as zinc finger protein DPF3-like. The record is from RefSeq and is a predicted model, not a curated record. NCBI's taxonomy places the organism in Eukaryota, Metazoa, Mollusca, Bivalvia, Venerida, Veneridae. Gene Ontology annotation, biological process: nervous system development. The transcript is spliced from 13 exons. Gene Ontology annotation, cellular component: nBAF complex. The coding region runs from base 120 to 1364 and encodes 414 amino acids.